This is a messenger RNA of Nomia melanderi (Alkali bee), 4522 nucleotides long. Its product is annotated as tubulin glycylase 3A. NCBI's taxonomy places the organism in Eukaryota, Metazoa, Arthropoda, Insecta, Hymenoptera, Halictidae. Gene Ontology annotation, molecular function: protein-glycine ligase activity, initiating. Gene Ontology annotation, cellular component: axoneme; microtubule cytoskeleton. The record is from RefSeq and is a predicted model, not a curated record. Gene Ontology annotation, biological process: cilium assembly; cilium movement; protein polyglycylation.
CUCUUCGACGGAUUUUCAUCGCGACAUAGCUCCGACCGAGCAAUAAGUACAGUUUAUGGUGAUUCCCCGAUCAUCGACAGGGAAGAGUUCAAGACGUUUCGAUUUCAUCGAUCGAGGGACGUUAAGAUCGCGAGCGAACCAGCGGCGAUGGACUCCAGCGGUGACGAUAGAGGGAACCAAUCCGGCUGUAAAUUGACUCCUUUGAUUAGUCUGGAGAAGAAGGAGAGCUCGGUGAACCCGUACAAUCGGGUAGACUCAGCGAAAAUGAACGCGAAAUGGCCAGUUCCGGACACGGAUGACAAUGAGAUCAGCGCUGUUAACAGCCUGCCGCGACUCGACUGCGGUGCAUUCUCGAAAUCGUACAUGGACACGUGUUCCUGCUGCCCUCGGGAGACCUUCGAUAACAGCCAGCAACGCGAUGCGAGUGGAAUCGUCGGCUAUAGGAACGUCGUCGCGAAGGACGACGAUUGUUGCAAAGCUCAUUGGGAGAGGAAAGAUUGCUACGAGACGAUUAAAGCGAGAGUGAACAGGGCUGUCAAGAGACACAAAAUAUUUCUGAUUCGCGGCGAGUUACCGAAAUUGAAGGAAGCACUAGAGGAAAGAGGUUGGGUGCAGAAAUACGAAGCCACGAAAACAAGAACGCUGCGUUACGGUAGCGUGGCCAGCUUGGAGGCAAGAUCAUUGGGCGAUCUGACCCUACCGGAUGGAACGUUAAACGAGAAAGCGGUGAUUUUCGCUUUAUUACGUCACAAAUCGCCAGACUUUAUAUGGGACUGUCGAAACGACUUUGUCGACUGGCACCGUGGCCUCGGUAGCAAUACUCUACUGAACAGAUAUCAAAAGCCUUCCGUUUACACAUCCAAGUUAGGAAUGGCUCGUGUACUGGACGAAGCGCACUGGUUCCACGAGAGAGACGUGUCGAGCGUGCUGUUCCCACGAAGUUACAACCUCACCGGAGAGCCGAAAGCUUUUCUCGAGGAUUUUCGACUGACCGCUGCCGCUGGCCUGUUGAAGUGGUUCGUACAAAGAAUGCGAGAUGACCGGGACACCGUCGACCCCGGGCAACGUACCAUUCCAAUGAGUCGACUGGAAUGCGCUAUAAAGCGUUGCGAGGAAUUCAUUGCUUGCGCGAACCACCGAAACAUAGAUGAAGACUUUGUCGCCGAGCUUUCCGAAGAAGAAUGGAAUUCCUUUUUAGACGAUUACACCGCCGCCGUUCACGAAGGCGGCGGAAUCGAGUACACGUCCGAGAAAGCUCGACAACAUUUACAGAAGUGUUACGAGACAGCGAAAUCGACACUCUCGAAACUGAAGGAAGUCGAUCCGCAAUACGAGCUGAACGGAAUGAGGAACAUGUGGAUUUUAAAGCCUAGCGAGCUCUGUUGCGGCACGGGAAUAAGCAUAUCGCAUAACUUGAAGGAUAUAUUCCGGAAGGUAAGGAGCAGACCGAGGGAUUACUUCAUCGUCCAGAAGUACAUCGAACGUCCGCUAUUGAUUCACGACACGAAGUUCGAUAUAAGGCAGUGGUACUUGGUCACCAACACGUUCCCAUUGACAAUAUGGUUGUUCAAGGAAGGACUACUCCGGUUCAGCUCGAAGCCCUACACUUUCUCAACUUAUCACGAAGCGAUUCAUAUCUGCAAUACCGCCAUUCAGGAGAAGUACGACGAGGAGAGGCGGAGGAGGAGGAGGCGCGGGUAUUCGGAGGAAGUCGUAAAAUCGGUUCGCGAUCAAGGAUGGGACUGCGAGAAGCUGAACGAAUAUUUAAAGCAAAUUGGACUCGACGGUGAACCGUACUACGAGAGGAUCUACCCGAGGAUCUCGGAAGCUAUAGUUCUAACGAUGCUGGCCUCCCAGGAGCACAUGGACAGAAGACGCUGCAGCUUCGAGCUGUACGGAGCCGAUUUCGUCGUGAUGGAGGAUCUUUCCGUCUGGCUGAUCGAGAUCAACACGAACCCACGGAUGCACCCGCCCAGCUCGAGAAUUACCAAGCGACUCUACUCCAGUGUCCUCCAUAGCUUGGUUAAAGUGGUAAUGGACGUACCCGUGAACGCGAUGGCUGACACCGGUGGUUUCAAUCUUGUCUACAAGCAAAGUAUACCCGACUUCCGACCUUAUCUCGGUCCCUGUCUCUUCGUGUUCGGCAAAUCGAUAACGCUGCAGGAGAGUCCGCGAAAGCGAGAAAAGAAAAAGGGAAAGUUGAACAAUUGUUGGCCGAAAUUGCAGCAGCAGCAGCAGCAGCAGACACAGCAACAGACACAGCAACAUCAUCGAGCAUGGACCGCUCCACCCAUCAUUCCGCGCUUGAGAGAGCCACAAAUAGUUGACUUGAUCGACUACUUGAACACCGUUCGCUGCACCGCGGCCAAUUGAUACGAACGGGGGCAAACGCUCGCGCGUUCGCGCACGGCUGCGCCCUACCCUCGUUACACGCAGCCAAUCGUUGCCGGUCGCUAAUUGGUAAACUUUAAAAUGUCGAAUCGGAUGGGACACGGUCGAUCGAGUUCCGCGAGCAGAUCGUCGGCCACCGUUUCCCGCGGAGACUGGUCUGAACGGACGUGAAAGCUUGAACUUCAUCCCGAGCAAUUAAAAACAUAACUAACAUUUUUGUCACCGCGAGUAGCUAAUAGAGCUCUUAACAAAGGGACACGGAAUUCUGUUCUACCUCGAGGUUCUUCGAGUUCGGGAACGUUGCUCGUACUUUACUGGUUCUUGUUGGCCGGCGUUGCGAGAACGUACCUUUCCCGGAAAAGUCAGUUGCACCGCGGUGUAAUUAAUGGCCGCAAGAUAGACGAAGCAAUUAACGUUGUCAUUAGGCGGUGCCGUCGCUGCGUCGACGUUUCUUUCGGCAACUUCCUGCGGGAAAUACUGGCUGAAUGUGCUCGCGGUGGUCGAUCGAGGGAAUCCAGUUUCACGCGUGGAGUUUCGAAACGAAAGAAACUUCCGCUUGCGGGGUACGAACGAAAAUAAAAAGAAUGUGGGAAAGAGAGAGGAAGAAAGUGAAAGAGAGAGAGAAAAAGAGGGUUGUUCGAAAGAGGGCGAUGCAACUUGUGGCGUGCAAAGAACAAGUCGAAAGAUAAAGACAAUCGUUUUAUUGAUAUGUACAUACAAUAAAUUUAUUUACAAAUAAUACAAUAAAUUUAGACGUCGUAAGUUAUUCGUUCUUGAUGAUAUAUCUUAACAAAAUACUACGCUCUUACCGAUUAUUGUGCCGUGCUGAUAUUCGAAAACUGUUUUGGUCACGGAAAUUCAAUGUAAAUGUAGGUAAUAUUCUGUUUUACCCUGCACAAAUAUUUAUCGAAAGAACGCAAACGAUCGGUAGGCGACGCGAUCCUUUCGGAUCUCGAUGCAAUAUCGUGUCGGGUAAGUAUGUGUUCCUUCUUCUUCUUCUUCUUCUUCUUCUUCUUCUUCUUCGCUCGUUCCGCCAGUUCCGCCCGAGGGCUGCGCUCUUUUCCUCUUAUAUAAAUAGUACGUUAACUAUUACUAAAAUUAUAAAACCGAUCGACCAUGCCCUGACGUACGACGAACUUCCGUCCCCGUGAUGCAUCGCUGCCGGAUGUUCCUCUGUAACAUAAAUCGUUCACCUCGUAAUCGCGCGGGAUACCGCCGGCCGAAAGGGAUCGGCUCGUCCGCGCAGCGAGGUUCGCGUCUCCGUUCGUUUUCGGACAAUCAAGAGAAAGAACGGGCAAACAGACGUUAGCGAGCGGAUCGGUUAGAACGAUGACGGUGAUAAAUUACCGGCGCGCACCGACGUGUCGCAUCGAUCUGCAUUCGCGUCAACUAAGGCUGUACUGGUCAUUCUACCGAGCAAUUAACGCUUGAAGUUGAUAAACAACGUACCGGAAACUUGGCUCAACUCAUUUCGAAUUAUCGUUGAAUGCACGUGUCCGUUUUCAGUGCGCGAUAAGGUCUUCCGCCGGAUGUAUACCGAUCUUCGUCCUCUAAACGUUCCCCGCGGUCAUUUCUCUUUUAUAUUUCUCCGUAAGGAUGCGAGCGAUACCGUCAAACGUUCACACCGCGUUCGAUCGUUAACACACUGCGUACUGGUAACGAGAAAUCUCGUUUUUACACGGAGACUCUUAGCUGCAUAACUUUGCUAAUUACCACAGCAUUCAAAGAAACAUUAAAUUUGAUUAGAACUAGUCGUCCGUUUGAAAUACAUUACACAACAAUAUGAUAUCUGAGUUUUUUUUAUAGAUAGUGAUAUAAGUGGAUCUCACUGAAAAUCUGCACAAUUCAAUUUCCCGAUAAUUAGCCGGUGCGCGAUGUGUUAAGUUACACGAACGUUUCGCUCGACCGAUGGUGCUUCGUUACUGAAAAUGAUAAACCGUGCGAAACUCGUGGCUUUCAAGGGACCGGUGCGCGCAGAAACGCUCGAACUGGCGUCGACUCGAAUCGAUGUUAACCCUUUGAACUCUGUAGGCUCCAAUAUUGCACCGGUUAUAAUAUUAGAUAUUUCAAUGAAUCUUAAAGGAACUACCCUAAAAUUAUUAGAUUCACCGCACAUCCAAAUUUUGUACUG